This is a messenger RNA of Gavialis gangeticus (Gharial), 1572 nucleotides long. RefSeq names its product GTP binding protein 10 (gene GTPBP10). Gene Ontology annotation, cellular component: mitochondrion. Lineage: Eukaryota; Metazoa; Chordata; Crocodylia; Gavialidae. Gene Ontology annotation, molecular function: GTPase activity; magnesium ion binding; GTP binding. The transcript is spliced from 10 exons. Bases 31 to 1134 code for a protein of 367 amino acids. The record is from RefSeq and is a predicted model, not a curated record.
CCUAGGCCCCGGCGCCGGCUCCGGCGCAGCAUGGUGCGGGCCGCCCGCGCGCUGCUACGGAAGUAUGGCAACUUUGUAGAUAAUCUGAGAGUCCAUGUGAAAGGAGGCACUGGCGGAAUGGGCUACCCUCAUUUCGGUGGAGAAGGAGGGAGAGGCGGUGACGUCUGGUUUGUAGCUAGAGAAAAAAUUAACUUGAUAAGCGUUAAAGCCCGAUAUCCCAACAAGCGGUUUGUGGCUGGAACUGGAGCCAACAGUAGUGUAAGAGCACUGAAAGGUGAUAAAGGAAAAGAUUGCGAAGUUGGUGUGCCUCUGGGAAUUACAGUCACUGAUGAUGAUGGAGAAGAGAUUGGACAACUUAAUAAAGCAGGAGACAGAUUAUUGGUAGCUCGUGGUGGUCUUGGUGGUGAGUUGGUUACGAACUUCCAGCCUUCCAAAGGCCAGAAACGAAUUGUUCGUCUUGAUCUCAAACUUAUAGCAGAUGUUGGCUUAGUUGGAUUUCCAAAUGCAGGAAAAUCCUCCUUGUUAAGCAAGAUUUCUCAUGCCAAACCUCAGAUUGCAGAUUAUGCAUUUACAACAGUAAAACCUGAACUUGGAAAGAUUAUAUAUCCAGAUUUUAAACAGAUCUCAGUAGCUGAUCUUCCAGGAUUGAUUGAAGGUGCUCAUGUAAACAGGGGAAUGGGUCAUAAAUUUCUCAAGCAUGUAGAAAGAACCAAACAACUUCUCUUUGUUGUUGAUGUCUCUGGCUUUCGGCUCUCUCUUAAAACUAUGUUCAGAACAGCUUUUGAAUCUAUUCUGCUUCUUACAAAGGAGCUAGAGUUAUACAAUGAGAAACUUCAGACAAAGCCUGCUCUUCUUGCUGUGAAUAAAAUGGACUUGCCUAAUGCACAGGAUAACCUGCAUGAACUUCUGAAACAGUUACAGAAGCCUGAAGACUUUUUCUACUUGCUGCAGAAAGAGAUGAUUCCACAGAGCACCAUAGAGUUUAAAGAUAUAAUCCCCAUCUCAACAUUUACUGGAGAAGGAAUUGAAGAACUGAAAACCUGUAUAAGAAACUCACUAGAUGAAGAAACAGAGAAAGAGAAUGAAGAAUAUCACAAAAAGAAACUUCACAUUUUGCAGGCUUUGGAAGUAUAGCAGAUAAUUAAAUGCUGGAAUUCAUUCUUUGGUGGAUGUUGGUUUAAUUUUUGGACUUCUGAUUAGAUGCCAAAUCUAUAUGUUGACAAGAGUGUACUCGGCCAUCAUGAAAUGGAACUUGACUUCAUUGUUCCCUGAACCCAUGCCAGUAUGGUUUGAACUCUUACCCUGUCAUAAAAGCAAACCUGAAAAGUCUAAUCUGGCACAUAUAUUGUGAGGAAUACAUUUAAUUUUAAAACAUUUCCUAACAUUGUGAAGAUUUAAACAAUAUAGUGCAGUGAUAUAUAGUGAAUUUUCUUCGAAACAAAUGCAUAAUUCUUCAUACACAUGGUCUUGGUUUUUUUCUUAAUCAUAAUGAAUGCUUACAAGCUUUUUGCACACUCAAGCUUUGAAGAAGAAUUCUUAAAAUAAAGGCAUUGCUUGGCCUAUGGGCUAAGA